UGGCACAUUUGGCAGUUCGAUCCUUCAUUUCUUUCGGCUGGCAGAAAAUAUUCAUAAUUUGACUGAAAAUUCUUAUUCACGACGAAUCUAUAUUAAUGGUGUACUUAUAGUGUUUUUGUACAGUGGUCUGGUAUACAUCAGUCUGCCUUGAGCAGCAAUUAAGUUACGAAAAUGGCUUCAAGAGGUGGUGUUAUGGUAACAGGUACGAACGGCGCUGACUUCGAACAUAGGGAGAAAAUAGCGGCUCAGUAUCAAAUAAGUGCGCUGAACAAAUCUCGUCUGAAGUACUGUGUGUUCUUUCACCACAUAUUGUUCUUUGUGAUGAUUGCCAAGCUCUCCGCAGACAUCCUGGACAAACUUGACAUAUUCAUACUGGAGAUUGAGGAACUACAGAUACCACAGCCCCUCUGGUGGGAGUACAUCUGGUGCCUGUCCCUUCUGCUGUCAUUUCUGGGCCUGGCUGCCAUCAAGCGCAACAACAUCCGGCAGCUGCGACGCUACACGUAUGGCAUCGGUGCGCUGGGCUUCGGGCCACUCCUGUAUUGUGUGAUAUACUACUGUGGGGACGUCUGGCGGUACCUUUCUAGGGAUGAAGAUGAAGAUGACAGCUCAGAGGUUGAGGUAGAGCUCUGGCAGGGCCUCCCUUAUGGCUUGCUGUGGUACGCGUUCGUGCUGUUGGCGUCGCAGGUGCACUUCUUCCAGCUGUACUUCUCCAUGAACCUACUGAAGGCGUGGCGCGCGCGCGGCGCGCUCAGGAAAGCCGAAUAGGGCUCGAGGUGUUAGUGUGUGUGGACCCUCCGCGACUCUGGACAGGCGACGGCUCUAGCCGCGCCAUGUGUUGCUCAAUCAGGGGGUCAGGCGGACAGUCCUACUUUACCGGGACUGCGACUCCGCUGGGAACACUCACUUAACACCGUAUUCUAGGUAAUGUCUACUGACAGACAGAUUUUUGGGGCACUUUACAAUUUUAAUGUUUAAGGGCCACUUGCACCAUCCUACUAACCCGAGGUUAAGCGGUUAAACCGUUAAUCCAGUGUCAAAUUGUACUGGUAACCAUGGUAACUCCAGGUUUAACCAGUUAGUGGAAUAAUGGUGCAAGUGGAGCUUAGUCGAAUAGUCCGAUGGACAUUGUCAGUAGUUAGUUUUUCUAAUUAUCGUACUAAAAUAAGAGUUAACUUAAUGCUUAUAGUCAUCUAAUUUGGGAGUGAUUUAGAUGGGGGUGUAAAAUAUAUUUGCUGCAUGAGACGUAAGAAGUGGUUUAAAAUCAGAUUUAAAAAAUAUGCCAGCACUUGACAACAUAGGAUUAUAACUUCUUCAUGUCUUUAUAGACUGCGGUUGUCUUAUAUAGUAUUAAAACUGAUUUGAAUUGUGAUAUGGUACUAUAAUACUUAUACUCCGCCACUGAUAGCGCUCCGAGAACAUGGGCGAUACUGAUACAAGUUUACGUCAUCAUCUGUUAAAUGCCGGCAAAUGGGGCGGUGUAUAUAUUAUCAUACUCCUCAAUACCUAUAAAACCAAUGUGACUCCGAUAAAACUGUCAUUUAUUAAAUAAUUACUAAUGUAUAAAUGCUUGACGUAUUUUAAUAGCCGGGUCCACACAGAGCGAGCAUACGCGCGAGGCAAUUUCCUCGCCCACAAAACGGCCAGUGUAGACGUGCCUCGCACGCGCCGCCUUGGCGAGGCACGUACGCUCGCUCUGUGUGGACCCGGCUAUGUACUACAUAUUGUUAUUAUAGUUUUUGCUCGAGGGAUAGGUGUCAAUGAAAUAAUUAAGUAAUAAAUUUUUUUCUUAAUUAUUUCUUUCAUACCUACUAUAAAGGAGCAACUCGAAGUGACGUAAAAUCGUGUCACAACUGGAGCGCCAGACCUGGUUUUUGCGGAUCAUAAUAUUAACUUAGACAUAACUGAUAAUUACUUCAAAAUGUAAGUUCCUCAGUCAUUCUUGAAGCCAUUUUAAAUCAAAUGUAUGCUAAUAUGCACUGUCUCUGUCAGUACACAUUCUAUAAUUCCCAGACUGAUAAACACUUUAAUUUCAUUCUCUAAUCCCCACUAUGCGCUAAAUAGUACAGCUAAGCUUUUCCUAAAAAUCGAUUUUUCCCUGUUGUGGAAAAAAAAACUACUGCCUGUGUGAAUGAGUGAGAGAAUUAUUUACGAACACUGUCAAUUUUAUUGUAAGAAUGUCGCACUUGACUUAAAAAGACGGAUCCGUGUAAAAUAUCUAUAGGUAUACCAUAAUGGUAUAAUAAUUAAUAACUGUUUGCAAUACUUCUGCGUUGUUUUGAUACUUGUUAUUUAUUCGAUACUUAUUUGCUUGAGGCGUUAGGGUUUGUAAUAACCUUUCAAUAAUGUUAAGAUUACAA
Molecule: messenger RNA, 2360 nt
Organism: Cydia splendana
Lineage: Eukaryota; Metazoa; Arthropoda; Insecta; Lepidoptera; Tortricidae
Gene: jagn
Product: protein jagunal
Exons: 4
Coding region: 172-768 (198 amino acids)
Biological process (GO): vesicle-mediated transport; endoplasmic reticulum organization
Cellular component (GO): endoplasmic reticulum membrane
Source: RefSeq, a predicted model, not a curated record